AUGGCUGCAGCUACUACUAUGAAGGCACUCAACUACCUUGGGCCGUACACGGUUCGGGUAGAAGAUGUCGAGAAGCCCAAGAUGGAACAUCCUGAUGAUAUCAUUGUCAAGGUCACGACGGCCGCAAUUUGUGGCUCAGACUUACACAUGUACGAAGGACGAACAGCCGCCGAGCCCGGUAUCACCUUUGGUAAGAUCUGGUUAGGCCGAGUCGCAAGAAUCAGGACUAAAGAGGAGAUAGGUCAUGAGAAUAUGGGAAUUAUCGAAGAGAUAGGGGAAGGUGUCACAUUGUUGAAAAAGGGCGAUCGUGUGGUGAUGCCUUUCAACGUAGCUGAUGGUCGGUGCCGCAACUGUGAGGAGGGGAGGACAGCCUUUUGUACCGGUGUAAACCCCGGAUUCGCUGGAGGCGCUUAUGGUUACGUCGCAAUGGGCCCUUACCGAGGAGGACAAGCACAAUACAUUCGAGUUCCCUAUGCAGACUUCAAUGCUCUGAAAUUACCCCCGGGGAAGGAACAUGAGGCCGACUUUGUUCUUCUUGCAGGCAAAUUAACAAUCAUCCUAGAUAUCUUCCCUACUGGUUGGCACGGCGUCGAAAUUUCUGGCUUCCGAUCGGGAGAGAGCAUUGCAGUCUUUGGUGCUGGUCCGGUCGGACUCAUGGCAGCUUACUCGGCUGCUUUGCGAGGAGCAUCCAACAUAUACGUCGUUGAUCGCGUUGCCGAGCGGCUGGAAGCAGCCCAGAAAAUUGGCGCCAUUCCCAUAGAUUUCACAAAGGGGGACGCAGUCGACCAAAUUAUCGCGCACAAUGGUGGAAUGGUUGAUCGAUCCGUGGACGCUGUCGGAUAUCAAGCUGCCAAUUCCACUGGCUCUGCCGAGAAGGCGAACAUCGUUCUUGAGAACAUAAUUCGCAAUGACCCCGGUGCCUCUGACGCAGCCACUGCAAAUGGAAUGAUCAGUCUUAGUUUUGGAAAGCUGUGGGAAAAGGGCCUAUCCAUCGGUACUGGACAGUGCAAUGUCAAAGCCUAUAAUCGAUAUCUCCGUGAUAUGAUUAUUGCUGGCAAGGCUAAGCCUAGCUUUGUGAUUUCACAUGCAAUUGCACUUGCAGAUGCUGAGACCGCCUAUGAGAAAUUCGACAAGAGAGAAGAUGGAUACACCAAGGUAAUCAUUCACCCCAAUGGUGGGUUUUGA
Molecule: messenger RNA, 1185 nt
Organism: Penicillium nucicola
Lineage: Eukaryota; Fungi; Ascomycota; Eurotiomycetes; Eurotiales; Aspergillaceae
Product: glutathione-independent formaldehyde dehydrogenase
Exons: 10
Coding region: 1-1185 (394 amino acids)
Molecular function (GO): zinc ion binding; oxidoreductase activity
Source: RefSeq, a predicted model, not a curated record